UUUCAAAAUAUUGAAAAUAAAACAAGACGAAAGCCUAGAAAAGAGCCUAGAAAGUAUGGCUUGAGAAAUCAGAUCUUGAAAUUUAACGAACAAUCUCUUGAGAAAGCAAAUUGGCCAAGUCCUAGAAACAUCAGUGAACCGAGCAAGCAGGGAACUUGUUCCCAGUCCUGGUUUGAGUUUACAGAGCAACCUCUGCCCUAGCUGCAGCGUUGAGCCCUUCCAUGCUGUGUUAAUCUUUGACCUCCUUUCCCACUGCUGCCUUCCCUCCAGCAUCCUCUGCAGCCCACAGCCAUGGGUCAGUCUUCUUCUGUGCCCGACGAAAAGGCCCACAACUUGGCCUCCAGUUUUAAUUCAUUCUUCAAGACUUUCAAGAUGGAAAGUCAAGUCAUUUCCGAGGAGACCAUCAGUUCAAUCCAGUUGCUUGUUCAGGAAGGGGACAUGGAGAAGACGAUUUCCGUGAUCAACGCUGCCUUGACAGACAUUGCGAAUGCCCCCCUGAGCAUCGCAGUGACAGGGGAGACUGGGGCAGGAAAGUCCACUUUCAUCAAUGCCCUGCGGGGAGUAGGGCAUGAGGAGGAGGACGCAGCUAUGAGCGGAGUAGUGGAGACGACCAUGAAGAGAAAGAAAUAUGUCCACCCUAAGUUUCCUAACGUGGCCCUUUGGGAUCUCCCUGGGGUCGGAUCAUGUAACUUCAAGCCAAAAGACUAUCUGAAGAAAAUGGAGUUUCAGGAGUAUGACUUCUUUCUUAUCAUCUCAUCUACUCGCUUUAAAGAGAACGAUGCCCAGUUGGCCAAAGCCAUUGGAAAAAUGAAGAAGAAGUUUUAUUUUGUUCGAACGAAAAUUGACAGUGAUUUGUAUAAUCAGAAAAGGUGUGCACCCACGACCUACAAUAAGGAAACUAUCCUGCAGGCUAUCCGGAAAGACUGCGAGGAAAAGCUCCAGAUCGCCAAGGUAGACUCCGCUCGGGUCUUCCUGGUCUCUAGUGUUGAGGUAGCGCAGUUUGAUUUUCCUCACCUGGAGUCCACCCUUUUGAAAGAGCUGCCUGCACACAAACGGUACGUCUUCCUGCAGUGCCUCCCCACCGUUACGGAGACUGCUAUUGACCGCAGGAAAGAUUGCCUAAGACAGAAGAUCUGGCUGGAUGCUCUGAAGGCUGGAGCGUCGGCCACCGUCCCUAUGAUGUCUUUCUUCAAGGACGACAUCGAGGAGCUGGAGAAAACCCUGACCUAUUACAGGUCUUGCUUUGGGCUGGAGGACACGUCACUGGAAAACAUGGCCAGGGAAUGGUCCCUCUCUGUGGAGGAGCUCAAAUCCACCAUUAGGUCACCCCAUUUGUUGUCAGCUGAGGCAGAUGAGUCUGUGGGAGACAAGUUGGUGAAAUACAUGGAGAAGGUUUUUGCUGUCACCGGCGGGUUCAUAGCCACUGGCCUUUUCUUUAGAAAGAGUUACUACAUGCAAAAUUACUUUCUUGACAUAGUGGCAGAUGAUGCCAGAGUUCUACUCCAGAAAAGUCUUUCUGAGGGGCAGUGUGGACUCUGAG
Acomys russatus (golden spiny mouse) is the source of this 1540-nucleotide messenger RNA. RefSeq names its product T-cell-specific guanine nucleotide triphosphate-binding protein 2-like. Lineage: Eukaryota; Metazoa; Chordata; Mammalia; Rodentia; Muridae. Bases 292 to 1539 code for a protein of 415 amino acids. Gene Ontology annotation, biological process: defense response; cellular response to interferon-beta. Gene Ontology annotation, cellular component: endoplasmic reticulum membrane. The record is from RefSeq and is a predicted model, not a curated record. Gene Ontology annotation, molecular function: GTPase activity; GTP binding. The transcript has a single exon.